Trichoderma gamsii is the source of this 1377-nucleotide messenger RNA. RefSeq lists its product as hypothetical. The coding region runs from base 1 to 1377 and encodes 458 amino acids. Gene Ontology annotation, molecular function: transmembrane transporter activity. NCBI's taxonomy places the organism in Eukaryota, Fungi, Ascomycota, Sordariomycetes, Hypocreales, Hypocreaceae. Gene Ontology annotation, cellular component: fungal-type vacuole membrane. Gene Ontology annotation, biological process: transmembrane transport. The record is from RefSeq and is a predicted model, not a curated record. The transcript is spliced from 3 exons.
AUGACGGACGUCAAGCCUAGCUGCCUGGAAGGGAUCGAUGCCAAUGGCACAGACAGUGAAUCAGCAGUUGAGCGAACAGGGGCCAAACCUGCCGAGAUGGUGCGUUUUACUGCUACGCCAGAGAAAAAUGGCGCCACAGUGGAAUCGGAAAAUGCGUCUCAGCUGGAUCAAGCGACUUUGAUGGCCACACGCCCAAAUGGAGGAUGGAAGGCUUGGCUGCAGGUUGCUUGUGGUUUCUCGUUGAUGUUCAACACAUACGGUCUCAUCAACACAUUUGGCAUCUACCAAAAUUAUUACACCGAACAGUUUCGCUUUGACCCCUCUCGCGCAUCUCUUAUUGGUGGACUGCAGAGUUUUCUUCUUUUCUUUGCCAAUGGCGCUGCAGGACCGUUGUAUGAUGCCGGCUAUACACGCCUCUUGGUUGUCACAGGGACAAUACUAAUUGUCUUUGGGACGAUGAUGCAGAGCCUUUGCACAGAAUACUGGCAAUUUAUCUUGGCCGAGUCGUUGUGUAUUGGGUUUGGCGGUGGCCUGACGUCGUUCCUAUCUCCUACGGUUUUAUCGACCUACUUUACAACGUUAUAUCCCCUGGCACAAGGAAUUGCGGCCUCAGGGGCCGGAGUUGGAGGUAUCAUUCUGCCUAUUGUAUAUCGUGAGCUUGAACCAAAAAUAGGGUUUCCCUGGACAGUACGUGUUAUUGGGUUCAUUCUUCUUGCGACUUUGCUGCUUCCAGUGCUAUUUCUUCAGCCACGCAUGAUUCCUGGCGCUGGUCGGAAGUUCAUUGACAAGACCGCAUUUACCGACUGGCCAUUUGUUGUGUUCUUGUGCGGUAACUUCAUCUAUCUCCUCGGCGCUUUCACUCCAUUCUUUUACGUGGAAGUAUACGCCGUUCAGAACAAGAUUGCAAGUGCGGAUCUUGGCUUUUACAUCAUCUCAACUAUGAACGCAGCCUCAGCUAUCGGACGUAUACUGCCUAACUUUGUCAGUUCCUACAUAGGACCGUUCAACAUGCUACUACUGUCGAGCAUCUCAACAUUCGUCUUUGCAUUUGCCUUUGAGGGCGCACACAAUGUUGCCUCGCUCAUUGUUGUGAGUGCCUUCUAUGGAGGCGUUACUGGCUUAUUCUUUGCGCUACAACCCGUUGUAGUGAUUGGACUUUGUCCCGAUCCAAAGCUCAUCGGGACGCGUGUUGGGAUUGCCUUAGGUUUCAUAUCGUUUGCGGUGCUCGCAAGCAAUCCCAUAGCCGGGGCCAUUCAAUCUCGCGGAGGAUUUGUAGGGGUUUGGCUUUGGGCCGGCGUCACGACUGCGGUCGGUACUGGCGUAAUGUCUGUAUCGCGUCUAAUGAAGACCAAAAGUAACUUUUUCAUGAAGGUAUAA